Molecule: messenger RNA, 441 nt
Organism: Paramecium tetraurelia
Lineage: Eukaryota; Ciliophora; Oligohymenophorea; Peniculida; Parameciidae
Exons: 2
Biological process (GO): signal transduction
Molecular function (GO): phosphorelay sensor kinase activity
Source: RefSeq, a predicted model, not a curated record
AUGACUAAAUUAAUGAAGAUAGAUAGGAAUUUUCAGGGUGAUACACUUAAACAUCAACAUUCUAAUUAAUUUAAUGAUGAUAAAGCUUUUUUAUUCCUUUCAUUUCAAACAAAUGAUUUAUUGCACAGGAAAAAGAGGAAAUUUGGAUAAUUUAGAGAUAGCCAAUAUCUAUUAGAUAAGAUUCAUGAAUUAAAAUAAAAAAACAAAUAUUUAAGUCUAACAUUGUAUUUGGGAUUAAGAGAAGCCUUUAUGAUAUCAUUAAGAGAUUUAAGAGAUCAAUAAAUGAUAGACAUAUUGAACGAUGAAUUAGAAGAGAGUAGAAGGAAGAAUCAAAAUGAGUAUUAGGUCUUAGCUACUGUGUUCCAUGAUUUUAGAACUCCUAUGAAUGGUAUUUCAACCAUAGUGGUAGCGAUGGAAGAGAAAUUUGAGAUUGAUUUAUGA